ACCGAGGAAGAUGCGCGGCCCGAGCCGAGGACCCCGAGGGUGACCCCGAAGAGCCCUGCUGCAAGGCGCCGAGUCCGCAGGCCCUGCCAUGGAAGGUCGCGGGGAACAAGAAGGCAGCGGCCAGGCUGGUGGCCAGGACGGAGGCCCGGACGGUGGCCAGGACGGCGACACAGGGCGUGUCACGGCCCAGCUGCUCAAGGCGCGCACGGGUGAGUUCGCCCUGGACUCCAUCCUGCUGCUGAAGCUGCGGGGCCUGGGGCUGACCGAGCUGGGCUGCCUGGGCGACUGCACCGCCCUAGAGUGGCUGGACCUGUCCGGCAAUGCCCUGACCCACCUGGGCCCUCUGGCCGGCCUGCGCCAGUUGGCCGUGCUCAACGUGUCGGCCAACCGGCUGGUCGGGCUGGAGCCUCUGGCCGCGUGCGAGAGCCUACAGAGCCUCAACGCCGCGGGCAACCAGCUGGCCGGACUGGGCCAGCUGCAGUGCCUGGUGGGCCUGCGGCGACUGGAACGACUGCGCCUCCGCGACCCGGUGACCCGGCUCACUAACCCCCUGUGCGCCAGCCCUGCGUACCGGGGGGCCGUUGGGGACCUGCUGCCAGGCCUCAAGGUCAUCGAUGGGGAGCGGGUGUCCGGCCGGGGCAGUGACCUGUACCAGCUCUGCCGAGACCUGGACAGUUCCCUGCGUCGGGGGGCCCCUGGUCCCGGCGACGCGGCCCCCGGGGUGGCUCAGCCCUGGGUGGAACCGGGCUACUGGGAGGUGCGGGCGGGCCGGCGCGGGGCCGUCUCCAUCCUGGACGAGGCCUGCCGCCAGUUCCAGGAUGCGCUGCGGGAAUGCCGGGAGCUGGCCCGCACGGCCGACGAGACCCUGGCCCGGGCCGAGCGGGCCCUCGCCCCCCGAGGGGACACCCCCUCCUCCUUCGUCUUCUGACCUCCCCUCCGUG
Tachyglossus aculeatus (Australian echidna) is the source of this 941-nucleotide messenger RNA. RefSeq names its product leucine rich repeat containing 61 (gene LRRC61). Gene Ontology annotation, biological process: outer dynein arm assembly. Gene Ontology annotation, cellular component: cytoplasm. Gene Ontology annotation, molecular function: protein binding. The record is from RefSeq and is a predicted model, not a curated record. The transcript is spliced from 2 exons. Bases 89 to 928 code for a protein of 279 amino acids. NCBI's taxonomy places the organism in Eukaryota, Metazoa, Chordata, Mammalia, Monotremata, Tachyglossidae.